AUGGAGUGUGCAAAGCAGUAUACAGAGGCCGAGUUUCUUGAUCAUUAUUCGAGGAUGGCAUUAAAGUAUCCUGCUGUGACCGAUUAUCUAGAAAGGCGUGUAGAAGUAUCGAAAUGGGCUAAGUGCUAUUUUUCAGCAGAGAGGUACAUUCUAGAUACUAGUAACGUUAUGGAGUCCUUGAAUAGUGUGUUUAUAGAUGCAAGGAAACUGCCAUUAUUACCUAUGAUAGAUGCGAUUGUUGACAAGUUGUGUGAAUGGUUUAACAAGCAUAGGAACAAGGCUGCUUCAAUGCCACCAGGACGCAAACUGAUUGAAUACAGCGUGCUUGGAUUAGAUGGGAUUAAUUACACGGUGAGCUUGAAAAAUAAAACUUUCUCGUGCAAGCUUUUUGAUAUAGACAAGUAUCCAUGUGUCCAUGCAUUAGCCGUAUUAGAAGCUUACAUGAAGCGGCCAAACAAAGAAGUGGAUAUAAAUGUGGAGGACUUGUGUUCGAUGUAUUAUUUAACCGAGCAGUGGGCUUUUGCUUAUAACAGAACCAUCUAUCAUGUUCCACAUAAGUCACAGUGGGUUGUCCCCGAUGAUGUUAAGAAAUUGAGCGCUUUGCCCCCGGUUUACGAGCCAAAUAGGGGGGCAAAACAGCAGAAAAGGCAUCCAUCCGUUGGAGAGCGUCGACCAAAGUCGAAGAGGACGAAGACGAGUAAUAAGCGUCAGCCGGAAUCUUACAAAAUUUAUAGCUAUUUUACUGGAUGUGAAAACGCUGGAAGUGAAAAUUUUGGAGGUGAAAAUGGUGGAAGUGAAAAUGCUGGAGGAGGUGUCUCGGGUGAUAACGUGGUUUAG
Molecule: messenger RNA, 837 nt
Organism: Eutrema salsugineum
Lineage: Eukaryota; Viridiplantae; Streptophyta; Magnoliopsida; Brassicales; Brassicaceae
Exons: 2
Coding region: 1-837 (278 amino acids)
Molecular function (GO): zinc ion binding
Source: RefSeq, a predicted model, not a curated record